UGCACUGUGUGGCUAUACCGUAAACAAAUUUUCAGUUAAGCAAGAAUUCGUCAAAUAAAACGCAUUUAAUCGAAGCAUCCUAAAUAAACAUAAGAAAAAACUGAUCGUUUUAUGAUUAAUUGCGACUUUACUAUUGAUUUUCUUGACAAUUUGUGUUAAAAUUUUCAAACGAAAGCAGAUCUCACAAAAAACCGGCUUUAACCAAACAACACAGGGGUUAGUUUUUACGUUGGCAGCAGCAAAAAUGUCAGAACGAAAUCAACGUCGACGUGGUCUUGAUGAAAAUGGCAAUCACUCUUAUAUUGAUGAUAUGGCAACAAUCAAGCACCCAUUGAAUUCCAAAUGGACGCUUUGGUAUUAUUUGCCCGAUGACAAGAAAACUUGGGAAGAAAAUCAGAAUAAAAUUCAUACAGUUACUACCAUUGAAGAUUUUUGGAGUUUUAUCACCCAUAUAAAGCAACCAUCGGAAUUGAUCGGUGGUGUUGAUUAUUCGUUUUUCAAAAAUAACAUUCGUCCAAUGUGGGAAUCACCGCAAAAUGUAAAUGGUGGUCGACUAACGGUCACCAAUACAUCAAAAACACGAAACGAUCCACGAGCAGCUGGCAUAAAUGAUAUUUGGUUGGACGUAUUAUUGUUUCUCAUCGGUGAAAAUUUCGAAUAUACCGAUGACGUGUGCGGCGUGGUAUUGAAUGUUCGCAAAUAUGGUUUUAAAAUUGCCGUAUGGACAUCACAUCAUGAGGAAAACAAAAUUCGAGCAAUUGGUAACAGCAUUAAGAAGAGUUUAAGCCAUAAGAGCCCAUUCCUGCAGAAGAUCACAUUCGAAGUACAUGCCGAAACGCAACGGAACGCUCAAACCACAGGCCGAGCAUCGUCCAAAAAUCUGUUUGAAAUCUAAACGAAACAAUUACAAAAUUGUUUUAACAUUAUUUUUUUAAGUAGGACUCCGAAUGAGUCACCAACGUCAUUUCAAUGAAAUGUUUAUCUUUCUUUUUUUUUCAGCCGUACCAAGACGGCUAAAUAGAUUUCAAGAUUUAUGCUGACAAAUUUAAAGUCAUCCAAAUGAAACUUUCGUUUUCAUUUCAAAUGAGAAAAGAAUAAAAUACACCAUAUUACCAAACAGAAUGAACUGUGAUUCAUGCGCAUAAAAAAUCGGCUUUCAUCAAAUACAGUUUUAAAGCAUAUUUUCUGACAAAGAUAUCAUCCAACUGCAAACGAUUAAUAUUUGUUAAGAGUUCAGGGUUUUCGAGAUUAUGGAUAAAUGGCCUCUUUUUAUAAAUGCAAAAUGAAUUGCUUAAAUAAACGGUAUUUUUACACACUUGUCAGAUGUGACUACUUAA
Molecule: messenger RNA, 1337 nt
Organism: Contarinia nasturtii (swede midge)
Lineage: Eukaryota; Metazoa; Arthropoda; Insecta; Diptera; Cecidomyiidae
Product: eukaryotic translation initiation factor 4E-like
Exons: 2
Coding region: 245-895 (216 amino acids)
Biological process (GO): translational initiation
Cellular component (GO): eukaryotic translation initiation factor 4F complex
Molecular function (GO): RNA 7-methylguanosine cap binding; translation initiation factor activity
Source: RefSeq, a predicted model, not a curated record